Molecule: messenger RNA, 387 nt
Organism: Symbiodinium natans
Lineage: Eukaryota; Dinophyceae; Suessiales; Symbiodiniaceae
Source: the annotation of a GenBank genome assembly
AUGCUCCUGUAUUCAUGCUUCUGCGGCUGCGAUCAAGUAGAAAGCUUGUACCUGCCUACCGAAGUCUGCGUGAAGGGGGAGGAGGUCGCCUUGCUCUUACCAAAAUCUACGCCAGAGAGCGAGGCUUAUGUGUCAGCGACCUUUGAGGGAGUUGAUGAUCGGUCGCAGGCCACGUUUCUGUGCGCAGAUGGGACCUUCUACUGGCUCACCGUGGAGGACAUGUGCGAUGGCGAGGUUUGCUUUGUGGCACCGAGCUUCCUGGUUGGCCACUGCUGCGUGGAUCUGGAUGACCUGCUGGACAUGGACUCUGACUGCAAUGCCUCUGCUUGGCAGAAGUCGUUCAAUACGGAGGUUUGGGAGUGGCUCCGAAGCUCCAGGAUCAUGUAA